This is a messenger RNA of Closterium sp. NIES-67, 1425 nucleotides long. The record is from the annotation of a GenBank genome assembly. NCBI's taxonomy places the organism in Eukaryota, Viridiplantae, Streptophyta, Zygnematophyceae, Desmidiales, Closteriaceae.
CAUCAGGGACAGCAGCAGAGCAGCCAUAUCAGGUUUCUGCUAGUCACUGGGUCUGGCUAACUUGUUCAGUUUUCUGAGACUCACUGAACCUCAUCAAAUACCCUUAUUCCAGGCCAUUCUUUGGCUGAUUGACCCUUGUUGCCAUUCUUGAGGAUACUUGUGAACAAGUUCCUCACUGAUCACAAUGGCCGCCGUCACCUCCAUGUCGAUCGCCACCCCCGCCGUCGGGCUGUCGGCCCAGCAGGGAGCCGUCAGCAAGAAGGCCAACCAGGUCAGCUUCCUCAGCGGCAGCUCCCUCGUCUCGUCCCUCGAGAGCAAGCCCGUUGUCCGCGUGGCUCAGCCUGCUAAGACCGCCGUUCGCGCCAGCGUCGCGGCUGCUGCUCCCAAGAAGAAGGAGCACCGCAAGAACGAGGAGGGAGUCUCGGUGAACCUGUUCAAGCCCAAGACGCCGUACAUUGGCCGCUGCCUGCUCAACACCAAGAUUGUUGGCGAUGACGCUCCCGGCGAGACCUGGCACAUGGUGUUCAGCACCGAGGGCAAGAUCCCCUACAGAGAAGGUCAAUCCAUCGGCGUGGUGCCCCCCGGCCUUGACAAGAGGGGUAACCCCGAGAAGCUCCGCCUGUACUCCAUCGCCAGCAGUGCCCCUGGUGACUUCGGUGACUACAAGACGGUGUCUCUGUGCGUGAAGCGCCUCGUGUACGUCAACGACAAGGGCGAGACUGUCAAGGGUGUCUGCUCGAACUUCCUGUGCGACUUGAAGCCUGGUGAGGAGGUCAAGAUCACUGGCCCAGUCGGCAAGGAGAUGCUCAUGCCCAUCGACCAGAACGCCACCAUCAUUAUGCUUGGCACUGGCACUGGCAUUGCUCCCUUCCGCAGUUUCCUGUGGCGCAUGUUCUUCGAGAAGCACGACGACUACAAGUUCAAUGGCCUCGCCUGGCUGUUCCUUGGUGUGCCGACCAGCAGCUCGCUUCUCUACCGCGAGGAGUUUGAGAAGAUGAAGGAGAAGUUCCCCAAGAACUUCCGCCUGGACUUCGCUGUCAGCCGCGAGCAGACCAACGCCAAGGGCGAGAAGAUGUACAUUCAGACGCGCAUGGCUGAGUACGCCAACGAGUUGUGGGGCCUGUUCAAGAAGGACAACACCUACACCUACAUGUGCGGUCUCAAGGGCAUGGAGAAGGGUAUUGAUGACAUCAUGACCUCCCUGGCAGAGAAGGAUGGCAUCAACUGGCUAGAGUACAAGAAGCAAUUGAAGAAGAGCGAGCAGUGGAACGUGGAGACCUACUAGACAGUCGUUUGGUGGUUUCCGUUUUGCUUUGUUAUGUAAACCAAAAAUGGCAGUAAUGUCAUAAUGCUACAAUUCAAUAUAAACGUUCCCUGUAAAUCUGCUGAUGAACUGUACCGUAGGUACCGUUAUGGGGCAUGCCA